Messenger RNA from Rotaria sordida, 770 nucleotides. NCBI's taxonomy places the organism in Eukaryota, Metazoa, Rotifera, Eurotatoria, Philodinida, Philodinidae. The record is from the annotation of a GenBank genome assembly.
AUGGACAAAAAAAAAUUAACACCAAGUGCUAGUGGUUCAUCUUCGUUGCUGUCAUCGUCAGCCACAUCAAUUAAGCCAAAAAGCUCCUUAUUAGUACCAUCGUCGACAAGUGGUAGUGCUACUGUUGCUGCUACUGUCGGCAAGAGUGGAACAACAUUACAAAUCGAUCGUGAAAAUUGUGAUCGAGCUAUGAUCUCGAUUAGUUUUAAUGGCGUUGAUCCAUUAUUUAUGUAUACGCAAUUAUUGAAAGAAACGCUUUUGGAUAUUGAAGACGAUGAUGCAAAAUCAAUUAAAGAACUUGCUGAAUACUGCCGUCUUCAAGAUGAUAUUGAUGAAGGCGAAAUUAGGAUGGUUGAAAAAAAAUAUCGUGACCAUACAUCAAUAUGGUGGUAUACAGCACCCUACUUUAUUUAUUCAAUGCUCAAUCGUGGCCUUCGUCUAAUGGACGUCGACAUUAUAAUCAAAAUGGGUUUUUUUAUUCGUCAUUUACAUCAACAUAUCCAAAAAUUAUAUAAUGAACAACAACAAUCCAGCACGAAAGCUACGGCGCCAUUUACAGUAUUCCGUGGACAAGGUUUGUCAGUUGAAAAUUUCGAUAAAAUGAAACAAACCAAAGGAGGACUUAUGUCCUUCAAUAAUUUCUUGUCCACAAGUGAAAAUCGUCAAGUGUCCCUUAAAUUUGCUCGAGAAGGAGCAUCGAAAAAUUCCGAUAUGGUCGGUAUUCUCUUCAUUAUGACUAUUGAUCCUGAUGUAUGUACAAAAUCAAAAAU